UCCUUUCUCGUUUCAGAGUCCCUGCCAUGGUGCGCCGGCAUGGCCAUGCCAGGCCAGGGCUCAGCCACCGCAGAGGCGCUGUUGAUGGCGGAAGUCGGCCCAGAGGCUGUCCAGGUCCUGAAGCCGUACUACUCGGCGCUGGUGGGUGUGGCAGAUUUGGCACGGACCACCGGAGGUCAGCAGUUGAGAUCGCUGCUUCGGCACCUGGGCGUGCUCACCUGCAAGGUGGCCACCUUGGAGGACGGCAUCGCCCAGUGGCGUGCCGUGGCCGAGAAGAGCCAAGGUCAGCUUGCACAGGCCAGUGCUGCGUUGGCGGCCGCCAGGCAAAGCGCAGAAGCUGAGCGGAGCAGAGCCGCAGCCCUACAGGCACAACUCCUUGCCCUCCAGCAGGAGCGCGAGGCGAGCAGCGUGGUCGCGCGAAGCAACGCGCAGUGGCUGCAGGUGGAGGCUCAGAAGGCUCACGCUGAGCUGCAGCGCAAUCGCGGAGAGGUGCAUGCAUUGAACGAGGAAAUCCGGCGCUUGCGCGUCGAGCUGCAGGUGACGUCCACCAAGCAGCGGCAGCAGGAGUCCCAGCUGGAGGCGGAGCGUCUGCGCGCAGCCGGGGCCGACCUGUCAGCGGAGAAUGCCGGCAAGGCCAAAGCCCGGCUGGAGGCUGCGCUGAGGCGGGUAGAUGACGACCAGCGUGAGAGCGUGGACAGCCUCACCACCCAUGUGCAGGACGAGAGGCGGAAGCUGGAGAGACGCCUCGAGGCUCAGCAUCAGGAGCUGAUCGCCGCACGCAAGGUGGUGGCUGACCGAGAAGCUGUCCUGGCAGAGGUGCGCUGCAUCCUGCCCAGCACGCUGCACUGCGUAGACUUCCUCCGAGACACGGACAGCCCCGCGCUGAAGCUAGCGCGAGGCCCGGUGCUGCUAUCCAUGAACACCUCGGUGAGGGUGCCUGUGCUGGCGCUGAGGUGGGGCCCCGGCAUAUCCUUGAACUCCACGCCCAGUUGGCAAGCACUGCGAGGAGGCUUGUUUGCGCUGCUGCACCAGCUGCAGACGGGCGCCACGCUCCCGGAGCAGGUGGAGCUCACGGUGUGUGAGGCGAACGGUCGCUGGUUCUGCUGCGAGCAGUCGGAGGCGCCGCGCUUCGCCGCGCUGCUGCUGUUCCAGGCGCUGAAGCGGGACAUGCCCGUUGCCGCGACAUGCCGAGUGGGCUCGCCCCACAAGGUCAUGAGCCUGCAGGAAGAGAUGACGCAGCACAACGGCCUCAGCGUUCUUAGCUCCGGCGCCAUUUGGCGGACCCCCCCGCAGGACGAGGAGGACUUCCUGCGAGCCUUGCUGGUCGACUCCCCGCUCCGAGAUGUGGUGAACGACUUUCUGUACCACCAGCGGCGAAGCCGCGUGGAGGAUGCGUUCGAAGAGGAGCUGAAGCGCGAUCUCGCCGGGCCCUUCUCGCGAAGGGAGCGCGAGCAAGCCGUGUGGCCUUCCGGCGGUGGCCGCGCGAGCGAGGCGAGCGAGGUGGCGGCUGUGCAAGUGCCCAGUCCUGAUCGGCGGAUGAGCGCCAGCACCUUGACAUCCGCAGCCCAGGCCGCCUCGGCCGCCGCCGCGGCAGCGGCCGCCCGUGAGCGCGCUGGCGUGGAGCGGGGCCCGCCGAUUUGAGCAGGAAAAGGCCCUGACAGGUUUGGUUUUCUCAGAUCCUUUUCACAAAUCCGUAUUAAGUACGGAAAGCGUCGGCGGUAG
Effrenium voratum is the source of this 1722-nucleotide messenger RNA. The record is from the annotation of a GenBank genome assembly. Lineage: Eukaryota; Dinophyceae; Suessiales; Symbiodiniaceae.